AUGAUGGCAUUCUUAGACUCCCUCGAAGUACCAGCGCAGCCGCAUCUUGACACCUCAGCAGUCUGUGCUCACACCGGCGGCUCGGAGUUUGUACUGCGCCAAAGCGAGGUCUAUUUCGACGGGAACUUGAAGAUGGACGACGCUGCGGUUGCUGACGUGCCAACGCCGCGCUUGCCGCGUCGCCGUCCACUUGACGGAACAGCGGAGCUACGCGCGGCCGUUGCUCCAAGCCCCCAGACUGAUGGCUCAGCCGUUGUUUCCCACUCGCAGGCCCCGGACGCCGUUGGAUUAAUUCCCUGUUCUGAGAACGAGCUGCGAUGCGCUGCGGUGGAUGGCGACAAGGAAGGCGGCGAAUCCUUGGGAGCAGCCGCUGCAGCGGCCUCGGGUGCUCGACCCGGGUUUUCGUGGCAGUGCGGCUCGUCAGCAUGCGUCAAUCCCUCCUCGUCUAACGCCACCACUGAUGGCAGUCGUGACGGCUCCGCCAGGGGCGGAAGCAGCGGCGAGGAGUAUCCUGAGAGGUCACACGCACUCGCUGGGAGAGCCGGGAACUCGCUGUUUGAGGAUUGGACGGAUCUGCGCGGCAGGCGGCCGCGGGUGGCAGGAGGAGGCAGCGCCACUACGCCUGGCAAGGAAGCAUUGGUGAAGUCGACGGAGGGUCGACGGCCCAUCUUCCACCAGAAGACCCCGUCGGGCCGCAUCCUGCAGGAGCUGUUCGACCUGGAAAGCGGGCCCUUGGAUUUGGAGUUCCUAGUCAGUCUGCGCACGCUCAGCCGCUCCUCUUCCACUCGCUCCUCGUCCGCGCGCUCCUCGUCUUACGCCCGUGACAUGCCGACCGCCACGCCCUCCCGGCCCCCCACCUCUCUCGUUACGGCUUCCCCUGCUGCUUCUCCUGCUGCUGCUUCAGAUGGCCCGGCCCUGUCAGGUGCUGCAUCCGCCUCUGCCUCACCCGGUUCAGAAGCUACUACUGAGUCUGCUGGCUCUGCUUCUUCAGAAUCUCACGUCCCUCAAAGCUCUGCUCUUGUUCCUGCAACUCCAGCUUCUCCUGCUCCCGAUGAAGAGAUUGACAAUCAUUGCGAUACUGAUGAGGAUUGCAGCGUUGACGAGGAGGACGAGGCAGCAGCAGCGGCGGCGUCAGCAUGGGCGGCGGAGGAGCUGGUUGACGGGUCGGUGUCGCAUGCUGCUUCCGACUCGCGCGGCUGGAUCGCCUCUGCUGCGCGCUCUCGUUUCAUCUCUCGCAUUGCCAGCAGCUUCAACUACUCCUCCCUGCACGGCCGCCGCGGCCUCUUUGGCUUGCGUGCCAAGAGUUGCAGUGGCAACAGUAGCAGCAGCAGCAUCACCACCACCACCACAAACGCCACCACCACCACCACCACCACCAACAACAACACCACGGUUGGUGAGAAUGGGAACAGCAUGGAAGCAAUAAGAUCGAGUGUGGCAGUGUCGGCUGCUGCUUCUUCUGCUGCUAGCAGUGUGGCUGGCAGUGGCAGGUCUGGAAACAGAGUGGGAAGUGGCACUUGGUCGCUGAUCCGCCGCGGAACCAUGCCCGUGAUAAGGCACGGACCCAUGGCAACAGCUCUGGAUGGCAGCUUAGACCACUUCGCUGCUGCUGCCACUUGUGAGAUGUUUGCUGCCGUCCAUGCUAGUGCCUCAGAAGGCGAGAUCAGGCACGCUUUCCCUCUGCCACCAAUCCCUCUCCCCACUGCUGCUGCUGCUGCUGCUGGCGGGACAAGUGCCAGUGCAGGUCAUCACAAGGAAAUCAGUAGUGCCCCUAGUGGUCACUGUGUGGCCGGCAGCAGAGGCUGCGCUCCCAGCAGCUCUAUAGGAGUAGCCAACAGCAACAGCGGCAGCAGCGCGGGAGUGGGAAGCAGCGGCAGCAGCAGCAGAGGCGUGGGCAAGGCGAGCAUGGUGGCGUGGAAAGAGCCAGAGCCGAGCAUCCACGAUGCUGCAUGGCGAAUGCUGGUGCUGCAGCAGCAGAAGAUCGCCACAAUGGAAGAGGAGAUUAUGCUUCUCAGACAGCGGUGCCGCGUGGCUGGACCAGCCUCGGAGAAAAGCAGAAGCGGAGGGGGAGCGGUGACAGCUGCUGGCUCAUCCGGGUGUGAUGCUUUUGUGUCGGAGGAACAGGGUGCGGGAGGGGCGUCAGGAGCCCUGUACGCCGGGCUUGGGCAGUAUUCGGUGAUAAGCGUGCACAGAGGGUCGAGAGAGGGAGCGCCGGCAAGGGCGGAAAGCAAGAGUCUUAACCUUUCGCUUUUGGAAACAGGCAGUGAUGCUCUGGACUCUGGCCAUCCGGGUUCAUCCUCGGAUAACCCCGUCUCGCCUCGGUUUUCCCCACGGCCUGCUGUUGCGGCCAUGGGUGCUGCGGCUGCGGCUGCUGCUGCUGCUACCGGGAAGACUCGGGCGUCAAGUCCCUCUGCAGGCGGUAUUCGGCCUGGUUUCAGGGUUUUUUAG
Closterium sp. Naga37s-1 is the source of this 2448-nucleotide messenger RNA. The record is from the annotation of a GenBank genome assembly. Lineage: Eukaryota; Viridiplantae; Streptophyta; Zygnematophyceae; Desmidiales; Closteriaceae.